GAACAACAUGGAAGGACACCACAAAGAGGAGAAAACCAGUGAUGUCCAAAGCCCGGCAGAUCCAGGUCAUCCAGUGAAAUGUUCUCCAGUCAUCAUUGACAAUAUUCCUCUGAAUGGACCCACUGUGAAUGUACUCGCAUCAGAGAACUUCAUUCACCAGUCCAUGUCCAUCAUUGUGGAAAAUGCAAUAAAAAAGGCCACAGACGUCAGAGAAAAGGUUUGUGAGUGGCGCUCUCCCGAGCAGCUGAAAGAGCUGCUGGACCUCGAGCUGAGAGAUGGGGGAGAGUCAGAGUCUGAGAUCCUGCAGCGCUUCAAAGAUGCCAUCAGAUACAGCGUCAAGACUACUCAUCCUCAUUUCUUCAACCAACUGUAUGCUGGGAUGGAGCCCUACUCUAUGGUGGCAAGCUUCAUUAUUGAGGCUCUCAAGCCCAGUCUGUACACAUACGAGGUGGCUCCAGUCUUCACGCUGGCGGAGGAAGCUGUGUUGAAGAAGAUGAUGGAGUUGAUUGGCUGGAAGGAUGGCGGAGAUGGAAUCUUUAAUGCAGGCGGUUCAAUGUCCAACAUGUAUGCUGUGAACUUAGCCAGGUACCGUUGCUGCCCUGACAUAAAGGAGAACGGCCUCUCUGCAGCUCCACGCUUGGUCAUGUUCACGUCACAGGAGUGUCAUUACUCCAUUUCCAAAGCAGCAGCUUUGCUGGGGAUUGGCACAAAGAAUGUCUACGCGAUACCAUCUGAUGAGAGAGGGAAGAUGAUUCCUUCUGCUCUGGAGGAGCAAAUACUGUCUGCCAAAAGUGAGGGUGCAGUUCCCUUCAUGGUAAACGCCACUGCAGGAACCACAGUGCUCGGAGCGUUUGAUCCCAUCGAUGUAAUUGCCGACAUCUGUGAGAAGCACAACCUGUGGCUGCAUGUGGAUGCAUGUUGGGGAGGAGCAGCUCUGGUGUCCAGCAAGCAUAAACACCUGUUAAAGGGCAUCCACAGAGCCGACUCUGUUGCCUGGAACCCUCAUAAGAUGCUGAUGGCAUGUCUGCAGUGCUCGGCUUUCAUGGUCAGAGACAAAACGAGUCUCCUGCAGCGCUGCCACUCUGCACGGGCCUCUUAUCUCUUCCAGCAGGACAAGUUCUACGAUGUCAGCUACGACACGGGGGACAAGUCGGUGCAGUGCAGCAGGAAGCCAGAUGCUUUCAAAAUCUGGCUCAUGUGGAAGGCUUUGGGAAGCAAAGAGCUGGAGCAGAGGGUGGACAGAGCCCUCGCCAUGGCAAGAUAUCUGGCAGAAGAGAUCAAGAAAAGAGAAGGAUUCCGUCUGCUGAUGGAACCUGAAUAUGCAAAUAUUUGCUUCUGGUACAUUCCACCCAGCUUGCAAACCCUUCCAGAUGGCCCUGAGCUCUGGGAAAAGCUCCACAAAGUGGCACCUGUGAUCAAAGAGCGCAUGAUGAAGAAGGGCAGCAUGAUGGUGGGCUACCAGCCACACGGAGAAAAGGCCAACUUCUUCAGGAUGAUCAUCAUCAGUCCUCAGGUCAGCAGGCAGGACAUGGACUUUGUCCUGGAUGAGAUCAACAAUCUGGGAAAGGACUUGUGAUGACUCCCCAGCUUUGCACAUCAGGGGCAGGCUUGUUGAGAACAGGGCCGGUUUUACCACCACCAUUAUGGA
Maylandia zebra (zebra mbuna) is the source of this 1648-nucleotide messenger RNA. Its product is annotated as acidic amino acid decarboxylase GADL1. Lineage: Eukaryota; Metazoa; Chordata; Actinopteri; Cichliformes; Cichlidae. The record is from RefSeq and is a predicted model, not a curated record. Gene Ontology annotation, biological process: carboxylic acid metabolic process. Gene Ontology annotation, cellular component: cytoplasm. Gene Ontology annotation, molecular function: pyridoxal phosphate binding; carboxy-lyase activity.